This is a messenger RNA of Cryptomeria japonica (Japanese cedar), 3079 nucleotides long. RefSeq names its product protein ANTI-SILENCING 1. Gene Ontology annotation, molecular function: chromatin binding; RNA binding. The record is from RefSeq and is a predicted model, not a curated record. The coding region runs from base 232 to 2532 and encodes 766 amino acids. Lineage: Eukaryota; Viridiplantae; Streptophyta; Pinopsida; Cupressales; Cupressaceae. The transcript has 12 exons.
UGUACACAAGGAAUUUGUAAGCUUUAGGUUUAGGAAUUUUGAUACAAAGCCUAACAUUCAAAAAACAAAAAACAAAGAAAAACUCAUCUUGAUAUGUUUCCACCAAAAAGGAAAUAAUCAAUAGCAAUAUGCGCAGAAGACUUCCCACAGGGUGCAUCCCAUUGUUUGGCCAAAGCCCACUUCAAUUUACUUCAGCUUAUAAGUCUACAAAAAUACAACUGCCUAGUAAACAUGCUAGAUAGAGCUUCUCCUGGAGGAGGAUUGGCAGCAUCAGUAUACUGUCAGGAUCAGGAACUUGAACUAAUUGAGAAUGAAUUUCGCUGGGGGCCAAAAGCUAGGAUGACACAGGAAAAUAAUUUAGUAUACUAUGAAUCAUUCUUUUUUGAAGGUACAGAAUAUUCCUGCUUUGACUCUAUAUACCUUUACAAAGAAGGAGAACCAGAACCAUAUAUUGGGAAGAUAUUAGAAGUCUGGGAGGAUCAGUUGGAGAAUAGAAACAAAAUGAAGGUCCUAUGGUUCUUUCGUCCAAUUGAAAUUCCAAAAUGGCUGGAAGAUGAAAGUAAGCCCGCACAUAAGGAAAUAUUCUUGGCAUCUGGGAAAGGAAAAGGGGUCACCAAUGUUAUAAAUACACUGAAUGUCAUUGUAGGGAAAUGCAAGGUUCUUUGCACAUCUGUGGAUAAUCGAAAUCCACAGCCUUCAGAGGAAGACUUAGAAGCUACACAUUACUACUUCUAUCGAAGAUUUGAUGUUGAGAAUUAUACAAUUUCAGAAGAUAUGGAUCUUAUAAUAAAGGACUUUGGAGUUGAGUCAAUUUUCAACAUUCAAAGUUUACAAAAAACUAAUUCUGCUGCUGGUCUAUCUGAGGAACAUCAAACAAAUGAAGGUGAAAGAAUUCAUCAUACUGAUACUCAAUCCAAUAGGGCUCCUAUAUUGGAUGCACAUCAAGACAUUGCAAUGGGAGAUGUUCUAAAAGAAGGUUUUCAUGAGAAAGCAGAUGCAGUGAUGCUGUUGAAUAAUGAAGACAUAAUAUAUGAUGGAGAUGGUAUCAGAGCAAAUACAGGAGUUGAUGACAUGGUAAUCAAAAGGAAAGAAACUCCUAAAAUGGACUGUGUCAAUGAGGAAAAGAAAGUCUAUAAAAGAUUGAAAUCCACACCCGACAUUGUUGGCAGCUAUGAUAUGGUGAAUGGAUUUUCUGCAGGAGCACCAUUAGUUACCAAGGACACUGUUGAAAGUGAAAGUUUAGAUUCUGAAACUGUACCCUUAAGUAAAGUCAACUUUAUUGAUGGUUCACCAAGAGUUUCUGAAGGGCAAAAAUUUGAAGAGUUAAAUACCAGACUUACAACAAUUGAAGUCUCACACACAUGUCAAAUGAUAAAAGAAAAUCCGCAGAUAGAGGAAGAAAAAUCUAAUGAGAAUGAUUCACCCAAAGGGGAAUCAAUUGAAGUAAUGAAAUCCACAAAGACUCCACAAUUGAUAGUCAACUUAAGUCAGGACUCAGUCAAGAAAGUGGAUGACUUAGUAAAGAAAGUGGAAGACUCGGUGAAGAAAUUAGACAAACUGAAGAAAAAAGGGACAAAUUCUAAAAAAUUACCUGACAAGAAACCCAGCCCAACUGAAAAUUCUUUAAAAGCUUCAAAAAAAUCAACUAAUCUGGUAUUGCAGCCAGAUGGUGCAAAGAAUGACAAAGAACCAUUUAAAGUAACUCAAAACAAAAGAGAUGGUAGGGGUCUCAUAAAGCGAAAGAUUGACUCUACUAAUGAGACAUCAAAUCUUAUGUCUAUCAAGUCAAAGCUGGGUGAUGAUUCUCCUAAGGCUUUUGAGGAUUUGAUUUUUGUGUCGAUUGAGGAAACAGGUAUGAAGAAGGAAAAUAUUUCUGCACAUAAGAUAAUUGAAGUUACAAAGAGGUCAGAAUUGGAGAGUAACAAAUGUUUUAAGGGACAUCCCUGGGAUGAGCAUCUUCAAAGGGGUUAUGAACAAGGAUCAGUGGUACUGAUAGAAAAUAUUGACCCCUCAUAUACUUCAACAGAAGUAGAAGAUAUUAUAUGGAAUGUAUUUGCAGAGCAUUGUACUGCAAAGGUCAUACCACAAACUGCUGUGUCCAUCCCAGGAGUGGGGGACAUGACAGCCUUGGUCAGGACAGCAUUUACAGUUCGUAUUUUAUACAAGUUUCCUUCAACACCCAAAUGUUUUUUCUCUAUGAAAACUGGGUAUGCUCUCUGGCCUCUUAUUGCAACUAAAGCAAAUCUUGUCCAUUCCACAAAGUCAAUCAAAUUUGCUGGCCAUUUGUCAGUUGAAAAGCAUAAUUUACAAAUGCAGCCGAUAUGUCAGACAGAGGAUAUGAUAAAAGCAGUACCAUCUCCACAUUGUUCUCAGCCACAUACAAUUGAAUAUGCAAUGGCCAUGGAGUGGGCACUUAUGCAAGAGAAGUCUGAUAGAUGGUGGACUGAACUAUACAAGAAGCAAGAAGAAGAGAUUAAAUUAGCGAAGCGAAAGCUAUGUAUAUUGAACCCAGAGAUGUAUCCAGGCAGUUGAUUGCAGGCUGCACAAGGUAAAUAACAGGUACAUUGCAGAUAUUCAUUCAGUACCACUGUAAAUUUGUACUGCAUGCACAGGAACAAGAAGUGAUCAAUUCUUGGAUGUUAAAAGCAUCAAGAUGUAUUCAUAGAUAUUGCAUUAAGGCAUCCUGCUCAGAUUUUAUGCAAGCAAUGAAGAUGUUGAUGAGACCAAGAUUAUAUGAUCUAGAGUUUGAGCAGUACCAUGCUUAGUCAUCUCAUUCCGUGUUCCUCUGUCUGUUUGGUAUGCACAAUUUUCUAAACCGAUACAGACUAAAAAAAAAUUAGUUGAGAGAUGCUGCAAAGGAAGAUGAACAUAAGCACAUUAUGAAAUACCCAGCAUGGUCAUUUGGUGUGGAUUUUAAAUAUUCAAGAAAAGUGACAGGUUCAAUUAUCAUUUGUGGCAUGGCAGUCUAGAGAUGAUCAAACCUAGUGUUUCUUAUAUACUUAUACUACAGAAGCAAGACCCAUUGUGAUUCUGUCCCUUCAAUAAAGCAAAAGAAAAUUGGAAAUGAAAUAUUUAUGAA